Molecule: messenger RNA, 3966 nt
Organism: Anthonomus grandis grandis
Lineage: Eukaryota; Metazoa; Arthropoda; Insecta; Coleoptera; Curculionidae
Product: DNA topoisomerase 2-binding protein 1
Exons: 2
Coding region: 247-3927 (1226 amino acids)
Biological process (GO): mitotic G2 DNA damage checkpoint signaling; mitotic DNA replication checkpoint signaling; DNA replication initiation
Source: RefSeq, a predicted model, not a curated record
ACACUGUGUUAACGAACGGCAAUUUUAAACUUUUUUAGGAAAUAAAAUGAUUUGAUUCUCUAAUUUACUGUUCAACACUUUUUUAACUCUUGGUAAUUGUGGUUGUUGGUAUUUUUAUUUUAUGAUUAUAAUUUAACGUAUCCUACUGUAACAUUUAGUGCGAUGUUAUUGUUUCUGUUUUCUUCCUGUUUAUAAAGAUCGGUCCAGUGCUUCCUACUUUCAAUAAACGAAAUAAGUUUGUGUAAAAUGGCCGAUAUUCGUGUGAUGUUUGUCCUUCCUGAUGAGGGCGAUGACGAAACACAGAGCCCUCUGAUGAUGCAAGCUUUUGACUCCUGCAAGCAAAUUAUUAAUAAUACUUCAUGGAUAAAAGAAUCAGAAAUAGCGGACCUGACCCUUUCUAAAAAAGACUACUUGGUAUAUGAAAAUCUUGACGGGAAAGACUUUAGUACACUUUUAGAGAAGAAGUGCGCUGUUCUCGGCCCACUUGCUAUAAGUGUGUGUCUGAUGGAAGGAAAACCCAUCCCCAGUUUUCAAUACCCAUUUUUAAACGUCGCUAUGUAUGAUUGUGUCGUAGCAUGCACAAAAAUAGUGAAAGCCGAAAAAGAAGAGAUAAAGAGAAAAAUACAACUUAUGGGAGGUUUUUAUGUACCGGAUUUUUCAGAAGGGGUAACACAUUUGGUAGUUGGUGCCUGUAGAUCAGAAAAAUAUACAAAUGCCGUAGCUCAAGGAACAAAAUUAAUGCUACCUGAAUGGGUGCAAUACUCAUUUCAAGAGAGUAUAAAAAGUAAUUUUAAUGCCACAGCACCCAAGAUUCUGGAGAAAUUUAAGUGUCCCGUUUUUCAGGGCUUGAUUAUCUGUAGUACUGGAAUAUCAAGCAGUAAAGAUCGAGAAAAAUUGGGUAAAAUUAUUGUUGCGAAUGGGGGAGUUUUGGCCCAAAAGCUGGUUUUGUCUAAAACUGAUUAUCUGAUAUGUCAUGGUGCUGGUGGUACUUCUAGUGAUAAAUAUAAAGCUGCAAGAAGAUGUUCCCAGAUAACAUGCGUCACUUUAGACUGGAUCUAUGACAGUAUUAAAAAAGGUCAUUUAGCUCCUGCGGAUGAAUAUCGUCCCAAAGCCGUUACAUCUACUCCAACCAAGGAUUGUGAAAACGCUGAUCCAAAUUUUUCAACAAUUAGUGAAAUUGGAGGCUCUUCAAUAUUUCUCAAGCCUCAGAUUGAUGAAACUGUAAAUGUUACUUGUAUGACAACCAAUGGCGACAUGCGCGCCGCCGUUGGACACUCUAACAAAAGAAAAGCUGAUGAAGAUUUAGUAGACAAAAUCGAUAUUAAAAAAGUGAAAAGUGCAGGCAGUUUUUUAGACGGUUGUUCUGUUUUUGUUGCUGGAUUUAACCCCACUCAAAAAGAAAAAUUAAAUAAAAUUAUUAAUAUUAGCGGAGCAACGCGAUAUGAUGUUUUAUCGGAACGUGUCACUCAUGUCAUUGUCGGAGAUCCCAAUAGCCCUGAAGUAACUUCAAUUAAAAGUAAGGGAGGUUAUUGUUUGGUAACAGUCCAGUGGUUACUGAAGUCGGUUGAACAACAAGGUCCUGCUGACGAGUCUAAAUUUUUAAUCACAAAAUGCGAAGAGCCUAAACGACUUGAAGUAGACUCACCUUUAAGCAAGCGCAUGCUAAGUUUAUUAAAAGAAAAUACCGAGCAGGCAUUUACAGAAGAAAAUGAUAGGGAGCACCCAGCGGAAGAAGAUAAAUUAACUCAGCAAUAUCUAAAAAAAAGUAAGCAAAAUGUUAAUGAAGAGGAGGACACGUUAGCAAGACUUCUGGGAGAUCAGGAACUUGAACAGCCAGGAAACUCGAAGGACGAAUUUGUGCUUAAAACACGUCCUUUACAUCGUACCAAAGAGACUUCACCUAAGCCAGCAAUAGAUUUUAAUCCACCAGAUACUUCCACUCAGCUGAGUGAAGAAAGUACAUUAGAGUGUCCGCCGAUCUUUCAAUCGCUGAAAUUUGUAUUAGAUGACUUUGAGGAGGAAGAUCUAAUCACUUAUAUAAAACUUAUUGAGUUUGCACAUGGAACCGUUGUUGAUAAGCAGUUUAAAGGUAUAUGUGACUAUGCUAUUGUUCCUAUUGAAGGCACUUCUGUUAAAAUGCCUCCUGCUAAAGAAAUAGUCAAUACAUUUUGGCUUUUGCAUUGCUUUCACCAUAAAGAACUUCUUAAGGAUUCAGAUAUUCCGUAUUAUUUUAGACCACUUGAGCCACCAACUUCUUCAACUGUUCUAAAGGGAUGCGUAAUUGCAGUGAGCGGAUAUAAUAGCGAAGAAAGAGAAUACCUUAUAUUGGUAAUAAAACUUUUAGGUGGAAUUUAUCAAGACUUAUUAUCACGUAAAUGCAAUGAAGCACGAAAUGUCUUAGCCACAACACAUCUGGUUAGCUUAAGUCCUAGUGGAAAAAAAUACGAAGCUGCUAUAAAGUGGGGCCUACCUGUCGUUACGAAAGAUUGGCUAUUAGAAUGUUUAAAGACAGACCACAUCGUAUCAGUGAACAGAUUCGCUGUUUCAGCAGAAGAUUCUAGUUCUGUAACGAUUUGCGAUAAAUCUAAAGAUGGUGACAAAAAGCAGCCUGGUACACCUAAAAACGAAAAUAUAAAAUCUGCUGAUUUAAAAAAUCGUACACCAAAAACGCCUUUAAAUAAAAAAUUGAACAUCUCGGACGAACGUUUCAGCCAAGUUACCCCGAUUAAUAAAAUUUUACAAGAUGCUAUUAAUAAUAAAGUACUACCAACACCGCCUAGCCCAGAAACGUAUUAUCCCUGGAAUCCCAAAACACCAGAUACUCCUUUAGGGGCAUUCAUAAAUGAAAAUCCUUCCCCGGGUCUGAAAAAAGAAAUGCAUAGAUAUAUAAAUUCCUUCCCAGAUUUUGUCCCCCCGAAAAGGCGAAUGAGUACUCCACUUUCCGAGUUAAGAAGGCGGUUAGUUAAUAAAUGUUUGGGAAUAGGCGAAUCUAGCCAAGCUAUUGAUCCAGGAAAUAAACCUCUGGAAACCCAAGAUUUACCUGCUGAAGACAACAAUAAAGAUUUGCCAUUAACUCCUAACCAAAAAAAUAUAGAGAAUAAAGAAGUGCAUAAAAAAUUACAGGAGUUGCAAGAGAGAGUCCUAGCCAGCGGAAGUUCAAGUGCCUCAAGACGAUCUAGCAAAAUACAUCAUGCUUCUUCGAAUUUGCCUAGUAUCGAAAAAACUAAUAUCGAAGUCCAGUCGCAAGUUUGCACUGUGGGUUGGGAUUAUGAAGAAGAAAAGACACAUUGUCCUAAAGAUAAAAUAUUUAUGUUGUCUGGUAUGAGUUUUGAUCAGAGGGAAUUAUUGGCAUCCAAUUUAAAAAAAUUAGGCGCUUCGGUGUCCGAAGCUGCUAAUUACGAUCCAACUGCUACUCAUUUGAUCUGCGUUAAGCCUUCAAGAAAUGAAAAGACGUUGGCCUGUAUGGCUGCCGGGAAAUGGAUUUUACAUGUCUCGUACGUUGAAAAAUGUAUGGCAGCAGGUCGGUUUAUAGAUGAAGAAGAAUUCGAAUUUGGGAAUCCUAAAGCGAGAAAUAAUGUGCAGUUUGAAGAAAAGGAUAAUUGUAUUCACUUAUGGCGAAAAGAAAUCAGUCGACGGGGCUACGGAGCGUUUAAUGAUAUGCGAGCGAUCGUAAUGACCGACAGAAAAGCUGCGAUUGCGAAUGUUAUUGAAGCCGGUGGAGGCUUAGUUGUAAAUGUGGAACCACCAUUUGAAGAUUCAAUUCAUGCCACUCAUUGUCUCUUGGAUCCUAAAAAUAUUGAUCUCUCUAAAUAUGAAGUUUUAGCCCAGCAAGGUAUUAAGUGCGUGAAUACACUUUAUAUACAUAAUUUCUUAUUAAGAAAUAAAAUUGAUGAUAAUAUCAUUCCGCAGUUUUUAAAAUAUUACUGAUCAAUGUUAUUUAAUUUAAAAUAAAUAUUGUUAUUUUUG